GGCCGGGAUAUCUAUGGGGCGAAACGAGAUGCAAUGAACCCGAGAGCGAGCGAGACAGCGACGAGCGCGGCGGACACGCACCGGAGCUGCUCCAUGGGGGACCGGCCGCAGUAGGAGCGGCUGCCCCCGGGUACGAUCCGCCCCUGUCCCCCCCUCGGGCCUCUGGAGGAGGAUGGCGACAGCGGCCGCCCCGACCCAGCUGGAAGCCGAGCUCUACUACCUGAUCGCCCGGUUCCUGCAGUCCGGACCCUGCAGGAAAUCCGCCCAGGUGCUGGUGGAGGAGCUGGAGGCGCACCAGCUGAUCCCCCGCCGCCUGGACUGGCAGGGCAAGGAGCACCGGAGGCGCUUCGAGGAUCUGGUGGCAGCCAAUACACACAUCCCUCCAGACUAUCUUCUGAAAAUCUGUGAGAGAAUUGGACCCCUCUUAGACAAAGAGAUCCCACAGAGUGUUCUUGGAGUGCAGACUUUACUAGGUGUAGGACGGCAAUCUUUGCUAAGGGCAGCAAAAGACUGCAGGCAUACGCUAUGGAAGGGAUCUGCAUUUGCAGCUCUUCACAGAGGCCGACCUCCCGAACUACCUGUAAAUUAUGGGAAGCCACCAAAUGUGGUAAAUAUAAUUUCUGCCAAGCAAUUAACUGGAUAUGGACGCUUCAACCAUUUAUUCCCAUCAUCCAACUAUCAACAUAUGAAGAUGCACAAGAGGAUUCUGGGGCACUUAUCAUCAGUAUAUUGUGUGGCAUUUGACCGCAGUGGGAGACGAAUUUUCACAGGCUCAGAUGAUUGUUUGGUGAAAAUUUGGGCUACAGAUGACGGUCGUCUGCUCUCAACAUUGCGAGGACACUCGGCUGAAAUUUCUGACAUGGCUGUUAACUAUGAAAACACAUUGCUGGCUGCAGGCAGCUGUGAUAAGGUAGUCAGAGUAUGGUGUCUUCGAACCUGUGCACCAGUUGCAGUGCUGCAGGGCCAUUCAGCUUCCAUUACGUCCAUACAGUUUUCUCCAGCAAGAAAAGGAGUAACCCGAUACCUCACUUCUACUGGUGCUGAUGGAGCAAUCUGUUUCUGGCAGUGGCAUGCCAAUACAAUUAAAUUUAAGGAUCGCCCUGUGAAAUUUGCUGAGAGAUCCAGGCCUGGGGUUCAGAUAUCUUGUUCAUCUUUCAGCUCCGGUGGCAUGUUCAUUGCAACAGGUAGCACUGACCAUGUGAUAAGAAUAUAUUAUUUGGGCUUGGAAUCGCCAGAGAAAAUUGCUGAGUUAGAGUCCCAUACGGACAAAGUAGUUGCAGUUCAGUUCUGUAACAAUGGUGACAGUUUAAGAUUUGUCAGUGGGAGCAGAGAUGGAACCGCAAGAAUAUGGCAAUACCAGCAGCAGGAAUGGAAGAGUAUAGUCCUGGAUAUGGCUACUAAAAUGACAGGUAACAGCUUGGUAUCUGGGGAGGACAAAGUAACUAAACUGAAGGUUACUAUGGUGGCUUGGGAUCGAUAUGAUACCACUGUCAUCACUGCGGUCAACAACUUCCUUUUGAAAGUAUGGAACUCGACCACGGGACAGCUUCUUCAUAGUUUAUCUGGUCAUGAUGAUGAAGUUUUUGUUCUUGAAGCACAUCCAUUUGACCAAAGGAUCAUGCUUUCUGCAGGUCAUGAUGGGAACAUUUUUGUUUGGGACCUUGACAAAGGAACAAAAAUUCGCAAUUACUUUAACAUGAUUGAAGGCCAAGGCCAUGGUGCUGUUUUUGAUUGCAAAUUCUCACCAGAUGGACAGCAUUUUGCCUGCACAGACUCACAUGGGCAUCUGCUAUUAUUUGGGUUUGGAUGCAAUAAAUAUUAUGAAAAGAUUCCAGAUCAGAUGUUCUUCCAUACGGAUUAUCGACCACUGAUCCGUGAUGCUAAUAACUAUGUGCUGGAUGAACAGACCCAACAGGCUCCACAUCUCAUGCCUCCUCCAUUCCUGGUGGAUGUGGAUGGAAAUCCACAUCCCACAAGAUACCAACGUCUUGUACCAGGACGUGAAAAUUGUAAGGAUGAACAACUUAUUCCUCAACUGGGAUAUGUGGCUAAUGGUGAUGGUGAAGUGAUUGAACAGGUGAUUGGGCAGCAAACCAAUGACCACGAUGAGAGUAUUCUGGAUGGAAUGAUUAGGGAGCUGCAGAGAGUACAAGAUCUGAGGAGACUGAAUGAAGGAGAAGCUAUCCCCAACCCUCCAUACAGUAGAUCACACUCUAUUAAUGGUGCUCUUAGAAGUCCAGGUUUGGACUCCCCACCAAACGUUGGUCUCAGACGUAGCGGUCAGAUUGAGGGGGUCCGGCAAAUGCAUCUCAAUGCUCCUCGCAGUCAGAUGGCCACAGAGAGAGAUCUCAUGGCCUGGAGCAGAAGAGUAGUGGUGAAUGAGCUGCAUCCAGGGGUUAGCAGGGUUCAGGAAGACUGCCGAGCUGCCAAAGGUGAUAUGGAAGUUAAUCUUUACACUGUUGAAAAGAAGAGAAAACCAUCCCACACCUUGCAAAGGAGCGAUUAUCAACCUGGGAGUGGACGAUCUUUGAGAAGAAACCAACGCAAACGCCAGCAUGCCUACCAAACACGCUCCACCAUUGAACACAAUCAGCAGGGAGCAAGUCAAAAUGCACGCACAAAGGACGAAUCUGAAAGCUCCUCUGAGGAAGAUGAAACAGUUGGCACAAGCGAUGCCUCUGUGGACGACGCUGUAGCUGUGUGGCAAAGUGAAAGCAGUUCCAGUGAUUCUUCAAGUGAAUAUUCUGACUGGACAGCAGAUGCUGGAAUUAAUCUCCAGCCUCCAAAGAGACAAACCAGACAGGCGACUCGGAAGAUCUGUAGUAGCUCUGAAGAUGAAAACAUGAAGGAAACUAAAGGAUUGGAAGAGAAACGAAGGAAACCCAAACAGACUAGAAAAAAGAAACCAAGUGGAUUACUUUCGAUGGAAGGUGAACCCAGUGAAGAAUGGUUUGCACCCCAGUGGAUCUUGGAUACCAUACCACGUCGUUCACCCUUUGUCCCACAAAUGGGAGAUGAGAUUAUAUAUUUUAGGCAAGGCCAUGAGGCUUAUGUGCGGGCAGUAAGGAAGGCAAAAAUUUACAAUGUUAACAUGCAAAAACAACCAUGGAACAAAAUGGAACUCAGGGAACAAGAACUUGUGAAGACUGUAGGAAUUAAAUAUGAAGUCGGACCUCCUACACUCUGCUGCUUGAAGCUUGCAUUUCUAGAUCCAAUCUCAGGCAAAAUGACAGGAGACUCUUUUUCCAUUAAGUACCAUGAUAUGCCAGAUGUUAUUGAUUUCCUUGUGCUGCAUCAGUUUUAUAAUGAAGCCAAAGAAAGGAACUGGCAGAUUGGGGAUAGGUUUCGCAGUAUAAUAGACGAUGCUUGGUGGUUUGGAAUGGUGGAGAGUCAGCAGCCUUUCCAGGCAGAAUAUCCUGAUAGUUCCUUCCAGUGCUACAGCGUUCACUGGGACAACAACGAAAGAGAAAAGAUGAGUCCAUGGGACAUGGAACCAGUUCCAGAAGGAACUGCUUAUCCAGACGAGGUUGGUGCUGGAGUUCCCGUGUCCCCAGAGGAACUGACAUCUCUGCUGUAUAAACCCCAAGAAGGAGAAUGGGGGGCCCAUUCCAGAGAUGAAGAAUGUGAACGAGUUAUUAGGGGAAUUGAUUAUCUUCUGACCCUUGAUAUUUCUAACCCCUUUGCUGUUCCAGUGGACCUUAGUGCCUAUCCCAUGUAUUGCACUGUAGUUGCUUACCCAACUGACCUCACCACAAUCAGGAGGAGACUUGAAAACAGAUUUUAUAGGAGAAUCUCAGCAUUGAUGUGGGAGGUUCGAUACAUCGAGCAUAAUGCUAGGACUUUCAAUGAGCCAGAUAGUCCUAUAGUUAAAGCCGCCAAAAUUGUAACGGAUGUCUUACUUCGCUAUAUUGGGGAUCAGAGUUGUACUGAUAUAUUGGAUAUAUAUAAUAAAGUGAAAGCAGAAGAUCUAAGCAGUACUGAUGAAGAGGAGGAGAUACCCUGGGAUCCACAUUUACUUGGCAAACCUCGUGGCUUAUUGCUCAGGGCAGCAAAUCCUACUUCUCCCCAGCAGAACAAUGUGAGAAUCUCCACAAGGGCUCACCAUGGAGUUUUCCACCCUGUGGCAGAAGUAGAUGUAGAUUCAGAUGGGCCUGGAACUUCAUCUGGGAAAAGAAGAGUAAGACGACCAAUAAAAAGGCAGCCCUUCAAAGCAAGCCCUGAUGCUUGGAAAGAACAGUGCAAGCAGUUGUUAAGCCUAAUAUAUGAACGUGAGGACUCCGAGCCUUUUAGACAGCCAGUUGAUCUCUUCUCCUAUCCUGACUAUCGAGAUAUUGUAGACACUCCGAUGGAUUUCAGCACUGUGAAAGAAACUUUGGAAGCAGGAAAUUACACCAAUCCUCUGGAAUUUUACAAGGAUAUUCGCUUAAUAUUCUGCAACUCUAAAGCUUACACACCUAAUAAAAAGUCACGGAUCUAUAGCAUGACGCUUAGACUAUCUGCCUUAUUUGAAAAUCAUAUUAAAAACAUCAUCUCUGCAUACAAGUUGGCCAUGCAGUGUCGGAAGAGGAAUAGGCCACGCUAUCGAAAGCGACUAAGGAGCAGUAGUAGUUCGCCAUCUAGUAGCAGAGCAUCCAGCCCUAAAGGGAAACAGAAACAAGUGAAGAUGCAACCUAAAAUCAACCAGAAUACCUCACUGCCUUUGACUAGGACUAGCUCUUCAGUUUCAUCUCAUGUUUCAGAUACUACAGAGGAGGCUCUGGGUUCAGCCAUUGGUGAAGAAACUGAAGGCCAACCAUCCUCAUCUGGGUUAAAUACACAGAACCGAAGUGGAAAUAACAUUGAUCCAGGGAAAAAUAGACUAGUCAGGAGUAAAUCCACACCAGUUAAACAAGAUCAGUCUCUUGAUGGACCACUUACAAAUGGUGAUAGCAGAGAGCCUCGGAUAGCAGUCAAGCGGAAGCUAGUAAGUGCCUCAGAAGAGGAGGAACACCUAGAGGAAGAGGAGAAGAAGAGAGAAUUAAAAGAAAAACCUGGUUUAUCUUCAUCAGAAAGUGGGGAGUCAGGAUCCGGUUCAAGCUCUGAAAGCAGAUGUGGCUCUGAUUCAGAUUCUGAAUCAACCUCUAGAACAGAUCAGGAUUACAUUGAUGGAGAUCAUGACUACAGUAAAGUUGUGCAAACUAAACCCAAAAGAAAAAUUAAAAGGAAAAUUGCUAGUGGGAAAAGAAACUGGCAGGGCAGAGGGACAGGGAGGAGAGGGAGAUGGGGCAGGUGGGGUAGAUGGAGCAGAGGGGGAAGAGGUGGCAGAGGAGGAAGAGGAGGCUGCGGCAGAGGAAGAAGAGGAGGCAGGGGAGGAAGAAGAGGCAGAGGAGGUAGAGGAGCUUCACGAGGAGCAACCAGAGCCAAACGUGCACGAAUGGCAGAUGAUGAAUUUGAGAAUCUGUUUGGCGGCCGAUUUGGCGAGAAUAUGUUUGGAGGGCGAUUCAGCAGGCCACCACGAAUUAAAACAAGGAACGAAGGCAGGCGAACUGUUUUAUAUAAUGACGAUUCAGAUAAUGACAACUUUGUGCACACCGAGGAUCCUCUGAAUCUUGGUACUUCCAGAUCGGGCAGGGUGCGGAAAAUGACAGAAAAAGCCAGGGUCAGCCAUCUCAUGGGAUGGAAUUAUUGACAGAGAAACAUCUUUGAAAAAUUUUCAAAUGAACUUCAAAGGCCUUCUACUGCAGGGAUUUCACCAGAAAAUCUACCAAGCAAGUUGUGGGGGGACUCCACUCACUUUCUACAGUGGUGCUUUUCCAUUAUGCCAGUAUACAUUUGUUUUAAGACUUCAGAUUGCCACACUUCAUUGGUCAAAAAAAGCCUUACUUAAUAGGCCUUAAAUUACAGAAAUUCUUCCCCACGCACUACACGUUCAUUUUGUUUCAAGGAGCUUCCAGCUUCUCAAUAAUAGCAUGACAUUUUGAAUCAUGAUUAUGAAAUCUCUCCCUUGUUUUUUUUUUUUGUAUUAUAGAAAUAGCACCUUCUUACAGAGUUUUUAUAUGGUUUGUCAUAAAUCCUUAUACACAGUAAUAAUUAUAACUUUUGCACAAUACACCAAUCCUAAAGGCAGCUAUAAAAUGUUUACCGUUUCUAUAUUGUAAGAAGGAUCUGGAUUAUUUUAAUCUUCCCAGGCCAAACUUUCAUGAAUUGUGCUGAACUGAAGUAUGUUUAUACUACAGUUUAGGAGGGUUUGAAAUGCUUUCUGUUGGUUUGUAAUUCAUGUAAAAAGUGAGAAAAGGGUUGGUGCCUUGUAAAUAUGUAGCAAACCUUUGAUGUGGUGUGUCCUAAUGUGUGCAUUAACUUUAUUAAAAAGAGAAUACUUGAGAAGUAUGAAUAUCUAGACAGAAGGUGCCAAAUGCAAAAGUUACUUGCAUCUAUUUUCUUUUUGUCCUCUCAUAUUUUUAUAACAUUGAUAGAGAUUGUGCAGCAAAGGGUUAAUUUCAACAUUUGAAAGGUUUCUCCUCUUCAAAGCAUUACAUGUCUUAAUAGUAGCGCAGCUACCUCUGUCUACAACUACUGGAAACUUAAAAGAAAAUAGAUGUUAUUCUGCAGUGCUUAUUGAAGAAGAGGCAAGAAUGAGUAUAGCAGGGAUGGAAUUGCUCAAAUUGUGAAGUAACCAUUUCUUCAUCAUAUUGACAUUCUGAAACAAACCUUAUUGUAGCUAUCAACGCUUUCACAAGCCUAAUAUACUUUUAGCAGAUGGUAAUUUGUUGGGCAAACAGCCAGUAGGCGCUCUCACAUUUCUGGUAUCGCUUAUUCAAUGAAAUUCUGUGUUUCUGUUUUUAAUUUGAUUAUUGAAACGUUCAGAGAAACCUAAAUUGAGCUAUCGUGUCUCUACUGGCUACUCGUAUUUUUGUAUCAUUACUGAUAAGUUUCCAUUCAUAUCAUUGACAAGAGUCCUUGUAGCUCAAGCUUCCAGAAGAGAAUUCACAUCCUACUGUACUCUUACCUUCUAAAUGUUGCAUUGAAAAAUAAUAACUUGCACACUGAGGUAAUUCUGGCAGUAAUACAGUAUGCAAUGCUAUGAGGGAAAUGUAGGGUUAGGAGAUUACUCUGUAUCUUGCUCUUCAGACUGAGUGACUGGCUGUGUUUAAUUAAUUGGAACAUGCUUGUUCUUGUGGAGUGAGAAGGAGAGUUGCAGCCUUCUACUUUGUAGGGUCCAGUUAAGAUUUGUGGGACUCUGUCAUGUUACACCAAGGAAGAGACACCUAGUUGAAUUGAGCUAGUGAGUCACUGAUUACAUGUGGAGAAACGGGGUGAGAGAGGAGGUUUGGAAAUCGAAAUAAAUGAGGGAUGCAAUUCUGAAAUUUCUUGCUCAAUGUGCAACUUCUAUCACUUUGUCAAUAAUUCUGGAAAACCUGGGCGGGGGGGAAGGAAUAGUGAAGUGUAUAUUCUCAUACAUAAAUAGAUUUGGUUCUGGCCUUUUUUCUAUGACAGACAUUAGCAGGCUGAUCACUCUUUGCAACAGUUCUAGUCAGGUGCAAGAUAACUGGAACAAAUGCUGUGAUGGUCGUCAGGCUUGGGAGUGGGGAGAAGAAAGCAGUCUAAGUAGUAUAUGGUAAAGAUCUGAAUUUAUGGUACAGUAAAAAUCUCUCAAACUUUUUGUUACAGUCAUUGUCCUGAUUAUACCAAAACUAAUUUCUGGGCAUGACUCAGAUACUCCAUUUAACAAAGAAAUGGAUACAGAGGAUCUCCUAGCGCUGUAUUGGGCUUUAAAAUACAAAUGCCUGUCCUAUCAUUUCUUACAGUAUGUAUUCUUCUCUAGAGUUAUUGGUCCCCAUAUCUAUGUAAUCAGGAAAAGCAUGGAUAUGUCAGUUCCCAGACAUAACCAUACACAUUUUAGAUCAAAGUUCUUUUCAACCAAUAUAAAUGCUAAGAUUCCUAUGCUAAAGUCCUGAGAUUCUGAAGAAAUGCUAUUCAUAUGUUUCUGGCUGGCUGAAGCUGUAAUUAUUAAUUUAUUGGGGGGGAGGAGGGAAAAACAUGGAUUCCUGAAAAAAAUCAUGAUUUCCUAAGUUUAAAUGUAUUUUUAGCAACAAUUAGAAUAAGAGUAAAUAUGUUCUUAAAUGUAUCUUUUAUAUGUAAUGAAGUACUGUGAAGAUAACAGUAAAACGGCACUUUGCUGUGGUGUAAGUAUUAAUCUAAAAUGUGUUAUGUGAUUAAGAGCCAGACAGCAGGGUGUGCUAGAACAACAGAUCUAUUGCUUAUUGUAAAGAAUCCGAGAAUUUUUUAUUUUAUUUUAUUUUGUGCAUGAAAACCUUUUUAUAAGCAUGAAAGAAAUAACUUAUAUUUUUGAAUGCUAUUUUUACUUGAUUUCGUAUCUGGAUUUUUUUUUCCAAUUUAAAUAUUUGAUUUCUCUCGCAGCCUCACUCUGUGGAUGAAUUAUAAUUUGUAAUAAGUUGGACACUUUUUUUUUUUUAACUCAGACGUUAAAUUCAAUUAGAAGCCACUUACUUAAAGCUGCAUGACACUUGAUUUUACCCUGACAGCUGCAGCAGGAGCAAUGAAACAAGAAUAGCCCUUGCACCAAAAGGGUUGCAACCCAGUCCUUCAGACCCCAGUCCAAAACUUCUGUGCCUAUGUAAUGCCUCAUUGAAAUCAAUGGGUUCCAUGCAGGCACAGAGCUCUGUCCACCCCGAGUUCAUUGCAGAAUCAUCAGCAUUGUCUGUAUUCAUACAGUUUUAACCAAAAGUAACUUCUGUUUGUAUCUACUCUUUAACACUUGUGUAUGAAGGUGAUUUGAGCAUAUAUUUAAGAUACAAAUGGCUAACAAAAUCCGUAGUCGGGCUGUAGAUUGCUGAUAUUUAGUGAAUAUUCAAGUACUGGUGCUUCAAGGCUUUCUCCAGGAAUAGGUAUGAAUGAAUGGUCUCACUCCCUAGUGUCAGCAGUUCGAGGGCAUCCCAUUACCAGCCUUAGGAAACAGGACUGCAAAUACAGCCACCAGCCAGCAGUAACAUGUGAUUUGUGGGUGUUGGAGGGCUCCUUUGGCCCCCACCACCCACACACUUUCAAGAGCGGGGAGCUGAACGUUUGAGUGUGUGUUUGAUUCUCGUGUGUUUUGAAUACCAGCUUACUACCUCUGGAGCACGCCCAGCUCCUGCAGGCCCAGGGUACACAGGCCCAAACUUGGUCCUGAACACUGAUAUGCUGUCACUAGGCCUUCAGCCCAGUCCCACACUUCCAUUUUGCCUCCCCUUAUUUUGUGUGUCUCUGCUCCGUCCCCUUCUGGUUUUGUGGCUUUGUUCCAUCCCCUUUUUCUUUCCAUUCUUUGUUUCUCUGUCCUCUCCUACGAGCCUGCCUGUGCUGCUGCUCCUGCACUCCAUAGUAUUCCCCCCAUUUGUGUCAGCAGGAUCAGCUGCAACUUAAACUCUGAUGCUCUUGCUGGGCCAUUAGGAAUACAUUAAGUUCUUUCUCAUUUGUCCACCAAACAAACCUUCCAAAAGUGGUGUUAGUAAAUGAAUAGAAAUGUAGAAAGUUGUUGGGCCUGAUUCUCCAUUGUCCUGCACUUUAGGUCUUCAUUUACACCAGUGUAAACACUCAAAUCGAGCAAGUACUGUUUGCACUCACUCUGAGGUAAAGGUACAGGCCAGUUCUGACUAUUUGAAUUAAAAAUUUAGGUCUCACCUGACCUGUAUAAAUUGUUUCAUGCUAUUAUCUGAAUUAUCACAUUUUCUUUAUCUGAACGUGAGUUAAUGUAACACCUGUAAAGCUCAUGUGUUUCCUUUCUAAUGUCUGAGAUAGUGAGAUUAGCAUACAAUUUUACCUGCAUUUUGGAAUAUUCAGUUACAACACAGCAUCACAAACACCAAUCAGCAUGGUAUAUUUUGAUGGUUUAGGCUAUCUGUUUAUUGGGGGGGGGAGUUUUUUAAUAUUGAAUCUUUUAUGGUACAUGAAACAUUCUGAAAUGCUGAAAAUAGCUGAAUAGCAUUAGGCAAUUACUAAAAAGUGUUUUCUCCAUUGCCUUUAGUGUAUGUGUAUUUUUUUUGAAAUCUUGGGUUUUCAGUUGGAUCUUUCAGUUGCAAGCAACCUAUACUACUUUAUUCAGGUUCUUACACAACAUGCAUCACUGUAGUAUCUGAUUUAAGUUUCUCGGUCCCUUUUUUCGUUUUGUGUCAGUCCAGAGGAUUCAUGCCUUUUUAGCUGUUAUGCUUACAGAGCAUGAGGUGUACUUAAGCUUCCCAAUGAAGUUUCUUCCGUCUCAAUAUCACAUCCUUUCUGGUGUCUUACUUAUCCCCACUUGUUUUUUUUUGUUUGUUUGUUUUUUAAAGAGUACAAACCUUACAAAAUUACUCAUAGCUAUAGUCUGUGCAGGCUUGAGCCCUACAAUAGCAAGGUCUUGGUAGGACACAAGUAAAGCGUAUUAACUGAACUGUGUGGGGAAGUUAACUCAGACCUAUGUGUAUUUAUAUCUGCUUCAAGUCUGUAAUAAUCCCUCACUUUCAAACCUACUAACUUCGCAAACUGCAAAGCAAAGAUUGAAAAGGAGAGACAUGAUGGUAUGUUUGCUUUAAAAAGAGAAGUAUUAGAGGAGUAAUUCACCUGAAAAAUGAGCCAUGUAGGAAAAUUAUCGGUCAUAUUUAUAAUACAAGAAUUGUGAUAUGUAAAAGUAAGAGGAGGCAAAAAUAUUUACAGUUAGGAAACCAACUUGUGGGUGAUUUCAGUUUAAGUUCUUAAUACUGUUUGUUUUAAUCAACUUCCCUUAUGAUUAAAAAAUAAAUGUAGACCUGGCUGUUUCUACUGCACAUAAAUAUGAAAACUGUAUAGUAUAUAAAUACUGAAGAGAAUUGAAGUCAGGUAUGUGGUGGGUAAAAUAUCCAUGUACAGUAAUUAAACAUUAAGGAAAGACAAAUUAAAAUGUAUUGCUUCUGACAAUGUUUUUGAGGAGCUGAUUACUAAAAGUGAGAUGAAUCUUGGCAAAUAUUUGAAAAUAUGGCUCCGAGAUGUCUAUAGAAUGUGUCUGAUGAACAUUCCAAAUCAUACAGUAUUAAAAUGAGAAAAUGCAUUUAAUAACUAACUCAAGACUAAUAAUUCACCCUUAACCUGUGCAGAUGAUGACAGAGUAAACAAACCAGUUUUAGGUUAAGGAUGUUAUCAGCCUUAACUUAGUGUGUCCUACUAUUGUUGGUCUGUAUCACACUUUAAUGUUUUUAAGAUGUACUUUUGUGUUUACAUUUCUUGGUGUGUUUUUUUUAAACUGUCAUGGAAAGUUUUUUAUAAAAUGCUCAUUAUUUACUUGAUAGACUGAAGGAGCAGUUAACAAUCUACGGAUAAAUUUAUAUUUAGUAAUGUAGGAAGCUGUCGUGUUAUUACAAGUAUGUAUUAUAGAAACUUACUGCGCAUGUGCGGUAGUUAACUUUCAAAUAUUAAUAUAUCAGAUGUUUACACAUUUUUAAAAAAAACCCUCCUUUAUGUAUAGUAAGUAAUAGCCUGCAAAAUUUUGGUUUAAAAAGUUGUCUUUUUUGGUAAUAGAAACACAAAGACCUGUUGGAAGCUUGUACAUUUUUACUAUGUUAUGCUUCAGUCCACAGCAAAUUUCUGAAACUGCUAUGAAUCCCUGAAAAAUUAGAUUUCCAGUGGAAUUGCUGUCACAGCCUUAACUCUAGUAUGAAAAUGGUGCUUAAAUACAUAUAUAUGCAUGGAUGUGGGUACCUCAAAUCUGUUAAGAGUGUUUAAAUGAGAACGUCUAAGUUCAGGGUUUGGUGCUGAAAAUGCAAACAAACUAAUGCUCCUGUUAGAUAAGGACAGCCCUGUUUUGUGAAUUCAUCAUUAAAUAUUUUAACUUCCAGACCUAUUAGAACAAUUUCCGAGUCUCUCAUAAAUAAGAAGAUAGUGCAUACCUUCCCGGUUUCUGGGUGCAUUAAACAUUUGUGAAACUAAGGGCAAGGCAAGAGGAGAGCACUUGAAGCGUUAGAAAACGAAAGGGUCUGUUUGAAUGCAAGAUAAAUUGGUGUUUCUGUGCUAAAUGGUGUUACCAUUCAUAGAGGUUUUCUUUUGACGGACAAAUACCCAACUUAGUUUUUCAAAAUGCUUUCUCAGUAAGUGGCGUUCACCCAACAUACUCCUAUAUCUAAGGCUGAUUUUUUAAUUUUCCCUAGGAAUAUUAAUAUAGGUUAUUCAUUCUUUACAUAAGAAUCAUUACGCAGACUUCAUUUAGAAAUAUCAGUUUUUACAGUUGAGGGGCUUGGAACAAUGAAAUGGUGCUGUCUAGCCUCGCACAUUUCGGUGUUCUUGACAGUUUAAAAUACUCCACCAAAAAUGCACAAAACUGAUUUGAACUGAUAUGUCUAGUUUCUGUAUUGAUUUUUUCAAGGGGAUAUUUAUGCCCCUAUUUUCACAUCCACUAUCUCAGGUCCCUUUAAAUGAAUACUUCAGGGAUUUUUAAUGCCACUUGAUGGCAGACCAAAUGUAAUAUUUAUAUGCAACGAGCUGUUAGUUUUUGUAUUGUAAAAAUGUAAAUUUGUAAAGAUUUUUUUCUAGAGUUUUUUUGAAGUCACUUAUGUAAUUUAGGAUGUUUCAUUUUUCCAGCU
Messenger RNA from Mauremys reevesii (Reeves's turtle), 12560 nucleotides. It is a transcript of the gene BRWD3, whose product is annotated as bromodomain and WD repeat domain containing 3. Gene Ontology annotation, biological process: cytoskeleton organization; regulation of transcription by RNA polymerase II; regulation of cell shape. Gene Ontology annotation, cellular component: nucleus. Gene Ontology annotation, molecular function: protein binding. NCBI's taxonomy places the organism in Eukaryota, Metazoa, Chordata, Testudines, Geoemydidae. The record is from RefSeq and is a predicted model, not a curated record. The transcript is spliced from 41 exons. The coding region runs from base 173 to 5668 and encodes 1831 amino acids.